Molecule: messenger RNA, 4203 nt
Organism: Thalassophryne amazonica
Lineage: Eukaryota; Metazoa; Chordata; Actinopteri; Batrachoidiformes; Batrachoididae
Product: adhesion G-protein coupled receptor G2-like
Exons: 30
Coding region: 76-3804 (1242 amino acids)
Biological process (GO): cell surface receptor signaling pathway; adenylate cyclase-activating G protein-coupled receptor signaling pathway
Cellular component (GO): membrane
Molecular function (GO): G protein-coupled receptor activity
Source: RefSeq, a predicted model, not a curated record
UGCAUGCGUGAGAGGUCCACCUGCUCAGGUUGGCGUUUUAGGGGCGUGACACGCGUGUCAGAUGUGAACUGAACCAUGAGGCCAAGUCAUUUUUCUCUUGUCACACAGAAGCAAACUCCAAGAAGUGAAAAACAAGGUCUAACUUGUUUUUUGGUAGUUGUGUUUGGAUUUUGGGAAAACAUGAUCUGUGGAGAUGUCAGUGAAAUCAUGAAAGCUUCAGUCAUUCCUUCUUGUGGAUGUGCUUCUGGGCAAAAAUGUGUCAGAGUGAAGAAACCACAUGUAGGACAUAAGUUUCAGAUACUGGUUUUCCUGCUGGCAGGCCUUGCUUCACGUAACCACACCUCUGCAGUUACGUUCCUUCCUACUGUUGCUUCUGCAAGCUUCCAGACUACAAAACCUACGAUCCAUUCACACACAAGAAUGGCAGACGUGCAAAAUUCAGUGUAUUACUUUGUGGACACCACAGUUGUCGUGACAGGAGAUAAGAAGAAUGAAUCAGAUGUUACUGCCUGGCUUCGCCAAGUAUUUCAAAACAACUUGGAGAACUGCAUGUCUCCUAACCAUGAAGAACAAACUACCACACCCAUUUCUGCACAUACUACAUCUGACAAGCUGCUGUAUGACUCCGCAAACAUGAAGACAAGAGUGCCAUCUUCAUCAGCAACAGCGGUACUCACGCUGAACUACACCAUGACACCUUCAGGCAGCCUCAGACCCAAAUCUGACAGCGACAAAAGGCUUGUCACCUCCAGAAAUCCCAGCAGUGUGACCACUCAACACACCACCAGUGGGACCAAAACAAUGGAUAUUGACCUGUUUCAAGGAAUCGAAGUUUCAUGUGCCAAAAAAAUUGCAAUAAAAAAAACGACAUGUGUCAUAACACUGAAGGUAAAACAGAGUGUACACCCAUGUUGCAUUCUCCGUGCUCUCUGUGUGAGAGGAAAAAAUUCCUCAGACAUCCAUGCCGUUGGACAGAAAGUUGAAAGAGUGGGGGAGAUGGUUUCUCAAAAUAACAGCACGGAGUGCCGCGAUGUUCAUCAAAAUACCUGCAUUUCUACGGGUCACAUCGGUGCAGCAUGUGAAAACUCUACGUACAUGAUCAUGAACUCGACUCGUUGUGAAGAUAAUAAGGAAGCCAAGUGCACCUGUUCUGCUUACUGCAAUCAAAGUGAUGCAUUCUAUGCUUUUCAAAUUCAAUCAGAAGCUCCCACAAUAAAUGUUACAUAUAUCUACUCCCUGAUUUCACAUCUAAAACAACCACCAACCUGUUCUCCAAGUGCACUAGUUUCAUGUCCGCUCUCCACAGUUGCUUCUGAAUACAAGGAUGCCCACGUUGACUGUGGAAGUGCUUCAUCAAAGUGCAGAGUGAUUCUCCACUUCAGCCAAGAGCUUCCAAUUUGUGUUGUGUCAGCAGCCGUCAACAUUGUGCUUCAGCCUAUGAAUGACAUCACCUUUAUUCAACCUGUGACUCGCGCAGCAAUUUGUGGAAAUUCUAAUGUCACUGAAAAGCCGCUGCUGUCACCACUGACAUGGGUCACUACAUCCAUGAAGCCUUCUAACAUCUGUACAACAAUCACACAGUCUAACAUCACCAGCUGUCACAAUAGACAGAAUGUGUGCUUACUACUGGAUGAGAAGUGCGAUCAGAUCCACUUUUGCACAUCCAGACCAAACGUGACAACUGUACGGCAAAAUGUCACUUUGUCCAUCACACUGAAUGCAACAGCUGAGGAGUACACAACCACCGCUGCCACAACAACAACAAAUACCUCCACAACCGAUUCUCCUCCUGUUUCAGCCCUCACCAAAACAACACCCGUCAACAGUACAACUGAACCAGCAACCAGUGUGACAGCUGAAAGCGUUGAAAGUCAAGCCUACAUUCUGCUCACACUGAGCAAAGAUGCAUCACAGCUCAACUACAGCCAGGUGGAACAGCUGUUGUCUCAGCUGGAGAACCUGCUGUCGGGCCCCAACAUCAGCCUGGCUCUGGGAAACAUCUCUGUCAACAUUGUUAGCAAUCUGCAAAAUGCUUCUGCUGACAUCCUGGUCAUCCUGUCCAGCAGGAUCAUAGGGAUUGUAGAUACUGUGGGAUUGAAGCUGGUCCUUCCAGAUGACACAGAGACCCUUCUAUCCCCAUCUGUAGCUCUGUCUGUGAAAAAGGCAAACGGCAGUGACUUUGAGGAAACAGUUUUUUUCAUCUUAGACCCCACACAUGUACAGGUCCGUGUGAACACCAGGAGGAGAAGGAGUUUAAGAACAGACUUCUUACACCCUCAAGGCUUCAUCAAACUGCCCCGUACUCUCACACAGAACCUGCCGUCCCAACAACAGCAACAGGUCUCCAGAGUCCAGUUCAACUACUUCCAGGAGAGCUCAGUAUUCCAGGACCCAUCUUUGGGAGGUGAUCUUAAACUGAACAGUGGAAUCCUGGGAGCCAGUGCAACCAACCUGUCAAUCAGAGAACUGCAAGACGACAUUGAAAUUUACCUGAGGAACACAGAGCCCAUCCCAGAUAAUUUUGUGGCUCGAUGUGUUUUCUGGGACUACACACUGAAUGAUGGAUUUGGUGGCUGGAACCAAAACGGUUGCUUUGUCAAAAACAGUGCAGUCGAUGUGACAGUGUGUGGAUGCAACCACCUGACUAGUUUUGCAAUACUGCUGGAUCUCUCCAGAAAGCCGAUAACCAGCCGUGUCCAGGCUGACAUCCUCACGUUUAUUACAUAUAUUGGCUGUGGAGUUUCUGCCAUCUUCCUAUCAGUCACGCUCCUCACCUACUUGGCCUUCGGGAAGUUGCGUAAGGACGCUCCCUCUAAAAUCCUGGUCCAGCUGUGCCUGGCUCUGCUGCUGCUCAAUCUGGUCUUCCUCGUGGAUUCGUGGCUGGCGCUGUAUCCACAGGCGGUAGGACUCUGCAUCUCCACCGCCUGGUUCCUUCACUACUUCCUGUUGGUUUCCUUCACCUGGAUGGGACUUGAGGCUGUACAUAUGUACUUAGCUCUCAUCAAAGUCUUCAACAGCUACAUACCACAUUACAUGGUCAAGUUUUCGUUGGUCGGCUGGGGUGUGCCGCUCAUUGUGGUCAUUAUCGUCAUAGCCAUCGACAAGGAUAACUACGGGCUCCUGUCCUACGCCAGGUACCCUGACAGUUCCACCGGCGACUUCUGCUGGCUGAAAAGUGACAUUGCUUUCUAUGUCGCAGUGGUGGCCUAUUUUUGUAUCAUCUUCCUGUUCAACUUCAUCAUGUUUAUUGUAGUAUUGGUCCAACUUUGUCGGUUAAAGAAACACAAUCCUCACAACACUCAGCAUCGCACCAUCAUGCAGGAUGCACGGAGUGUUGCAGGGAUAACAGUCCUCUUGGGCCUCACCUGGGGUUUUGCCUUCUUCGCCUGGGGGCCCGUUAACCUGCCAUUCAUGUACCUGUUUGCCAUCUUUAACUCUUUACAAGGUUUUUUUAUAUUUGUUUUCUACUGCGCGAUGAAGGAAAAUGUGAGGAGACAGUGGAGAACCUACCUGUGCUGUGGAAAACUGAGACUAGCAGAGAAUUCUGACUGGAGUCGUACCGCCACCCAGAAGACUGUGAGGCAGCUAUCGGUGGUCAGACAAGCGUCACAGCUGUCCUGGACCAAACACUUGUCCAGCUCCUCGUCUUUUCUAGUCAGUGACUCUGCAGAGUCAGUGACGAGUCAGAUUACCGGUGUUGGAAGCCCAUUUGAAGACGAGAUGAUCACAGUUUCUGAACAGCCCAGCACAGACGUGAUCCUCAAUGAGAUCAACAGACGGCACAGAAGUCAACAAGCACACUGAUUCGUGUCAACAACCUGUUGAAUGUUUGUCUUGUGUUGAAAUACCACACCACAGAGUAGGCCAUAUUACACAUGCAUGGAAUCUAUAGUUUGACUUGUACACUACAUUAAAGGCAUUAUGCACUUAAUUUGGACACAUUUCUAUAUAUACUUUGUAUUUCAUUGUAUUUGCAUGAAGCAGAACAAUCUACACACCACUGAAUAAUGGUGCUACUGUGAUCACAUUCUGCUUCUGCACACACCGACAUGCUAUGGCCAGCCAGUUUGUGCAAACAUCACAAGUACAGUGCAUCCGGAAAGUAUUCACAGCACUUCACUUUUUCCACAUUUUACGUUGCAGCCUUUUUCCAAAAUGGAGGAAAUUCAAUUUUUUUUUCCCUCAAAAUCUAUACACAGUACC